AUGAAUGUGACGACACAUAAAUAUGCCGGCCCUUAUGAAUUGUGGUGGCGUCUUUUUUCCCCCGAUGGAACCAUCCAUCCGCCUGCACGGAGCGGCGAUGCUGACCGGACGGGCAUCUGUCAGUUGCCGCCACCCCGUGAAGGGAAGGACGACACAAAAUCUGGUGGGACAACUGCGCCGCAAGUUAAUGCUGAGCCGUCACGUCAAAACGAGGAUUGGCGACGGUCUGCUGCGGCUGACGCACCCAACACCGUCGAUCGGAGUCCCGCAUCCAACACGGCGACCAACACGUCCGUGACGAGGCCUUCCUUUGCCAACGGUCCGAGAAUAGUAGUGCCGUCGAAUGCAUCCGGGAUCAUGUCUGUCACUUAUGGCGGCAGGGAACACUUUGCUGCGGUUAACACGGACGAGGUGAGUGAGCCCGACGCCACCGGACACAAGACUCUCGUUUUAGAAAAUGGUGUUGCAGGCAGUGGAUUUGUUGCUGAGGGUGAUGCGGACGGAUUGAGUCAACGCAAUGCCUCUGGACACGAGAACAAACCCCAAUGA
Messenger RNA from Trypanosoma cruzi, 549 nucleotides. RefSeq lists its product as uncharacterized. The coding region runs from base 1 to 549 and encodes 182 amino acids. The transcript has a single exon. NCBI's taxonomy places the organism in Eukaryota, Euglenozoa, Kinetoplastea, Trypanosomatida, Trypanosomatidae. The record is from RefSeq and is a predicted model, not a curated record.